CCCUUCGGGCCUCCUAUUUUCUCCUCAUUCCCGCUUCGACCCCCCAAAACCCUAACUCAGCUAUCUUCUUCCUCGUCGAACUCACCUAACAAAACAUCGGUCCGUACGAAGGAAAAGCAAAUACAGCAAACGAUUUCUCUGAUGAAAGGAGCUGGGAGAAAUAAGAGCUUUGCAGCUGAACAUAGGGAUGUAGGGAGGGAGUGGGAGAAGUUGGGGUGGAGUCAUGGGUAUUUUGAGAAAUGGAGGUUCUUGCAUAUGCUCAGGUCUUCUACACUCAAAAUCAGAAAAGAGGAUGACUGGAUCAAUAUUUAUUUCAAAUUUAUUAUAUAGCUGUGGAGCCUCUUGGAGGAAAUGAGCAAUGGAGCUUGUGGAGUAGCACCCACACAGCAAGGAUUGCUAUCUUGAUAGACUUGUUCAGCCUUUUCAAUAGUGGCAAUGAGUGGUCGUUAUUCUCGCACUAUAUAUGUGGGUAACUUGCCUGGGGAUAUACGAGAGCGGGAAGUUGAAGAUUUAUUCUACAAGUAUGGCCAUAUAGUGAACGUUGAAUUGAAGAUUCCACCUCGCCCUCCUAGCUAUUGUUUUGUGGAGUUUGAGAAUGCUAGGGAUGCUGAAGAUGCAAUCAGGGGUCGGGAUGGCUACAGCUUUGAUGGUUAUCAUUUAAGGGUUGAGCUUGCUCAUGGUGGAAGAGGGCAAUCAUCAUCACUUGAUCGUCGUAGUAGUUAUAGCAGUGGAGGGGGUGGACGAUUUAGUGGAGUAUCACAUCAUUCAGAAUAUCGAGUUAUUGUUCGGGGAUUGCCUUCGUCUGCUUCGUGGCAAGAUUUGAAGGAUCACAUGAGGAAGGCUGGGGACGUGUGUUUUGCUCAAGUUUUUCGUGAUCGUGAUGGAACAAUGGGUCUUGUUGAUUAUACUAAUUAUGAUGAUAUGAAAUAUGCUAUUCGGAAACUUGAUGACACUGAAUUUAGGAAUCCUUUCUCACGGGCUUAUAUUCGGGUGAAACGCUAUGAAGGGAGUGUACCAAGAAGCCACAGCAUCAGCCGCAGUAGGAGCCGUAGUAGGAGCCCUACUAAGAGCAGAAGUCCAAGACGGAAGAGCAAGUCAUUAGAACGUUCUCCAUCUAGAUCAGCUUCUAAAUCUGUUUCAUCGAGAUCUAGAUCUGCAUCUCCUGCCAAACUGUCCAGAUCGAGGUCAAGGUCAAGGUCGGCCUCACCACGCCCGGCACGGGCGGAUGGUAAUUGAUAGGCUUAGUUCCAAAAAUCAAACUCUGGAUGGAAUGCCCUUACGUGGAAGUCCUCAAAUCGUUCACAGACUUAACUCUUCCCCUUUUUCUUUUUUUUGGAGUGUGGUGAUUAAAUGAGCGCAGAUGCUGAUUUCUUGGUUGUUCACCAAGCAGUUCCCGGAUUUUCAUUUCGAGCAGCAAUGUUUUACUUUGCGUAGUUUAAUGCAGGAAAAGUUAUGGAUAUUGGGAUGGUUAUUAUGUUACUGGUAUUUGCUUGACUGUGGCAUACUUUAUCUUUUGUUACUCUGGUUGUAAUGCUUAAUUUCAUUUUCAGUACAA
Molecule: messenger RNA, 1555 nt
Organism: Magnolia sinica
Lineage: Eukaryota; Viridiplantae; Streptophyta; Magnoliopsida; Magnoliales; Magnoliaceae
Product: serine/arginine-rich splicing factor SR34A-like
Exons: 14
Coding region: 436-1236 (266 amino acids)
Cellular component (GO): ribonucleoprotein complex; cytoplasm; nucleus
Molecular function (GO): mRNA binding
Source: RefSeq, a predicted model, not a curated record